Messenger RNA from Neltuma alba, 1724 nucleotides. RefSeq names its product solute carrier family 40 member 2-like. Gene Ontology annotation, molecular function: iron ion transmembrane transporter activity. Gene Ontology annotation, biological process: iron ion transmembrane transport. NCBI's taxonomy places the organism in Eukaryota, Viridiplantae, Streptophyta, Magnoliopsida, Fabales, Fabaceae. Gene Ontology annotation, cellular component: membrane. The coding region runs from base 2 to 1618 and encodes 538 amino acids. The transcript is spliced from 9 exons. The record is from RefSeq and is a predicted model, not a curated record.
AAUGGAGGGAUACACACAGGAAGAGAGAGAAACAGAAGCAGCAAUUUAUCCAUCCGAAUCAAAAUGCUUCAUGCUAAAGGAGGUGAAGAUUAAGAAAAGCUUGGAAUCGGAAGAAACUGAAAUGGAAGAGAACGUAGAGCCACUGAUUUCGCAAGAGCAGGGACACCCAUCUUCUAUUAUCACUAAUUUAUACGUUGGCCACUUUUUAGCCCGAUGGGGUGCCAGAAUGUGGGAGUUUUCUGUUGGUUUAUACAUGAUCAGUAUAUGGCCAGACUCGUUACUUUUCGCAGCACUAUAUGGUGCCAUUGAAUCUGCUUCCACUGCAUUUUUUGGCCCCCUUGUAGGGAGAUUGGUGGAUAAAUUGACAUAUGUGCAGGUUUUGCAGCUGUGGUUGGUGAUGCAAAAUAUCUCUUUCAUUAUUGCUGGGAUCAGUGUUGUUGCAUUGCUUGUCUACCCCUCUUUAAGGUUCACUAAUUUCCCAGUUUUCAUUUUGCUGGCGGUGAUAACUGACAUCUGUGGUGCCAUUGGUGUGCUUUCAACUCUUGCUGGCACCAUCUUGAUCGAGAGAGAAUGGUUGGUAGUUAUAUCAGAAGGCCAGCCGCCGGAAUUGCUGACGCAGAUGAAUUCAGUUACAAGGCGCAUUGAUCUAACUUGCAAACUACUUGCCCCUGUGGUAACCGGGUUCAUAAUAAGCUUUGUAUCACUAAAAGCAUCUGCCAUAACAUUAGCACUCUGGAAUACCAUAUCUGUUUGGGUGGAAUAUUGGCUUUUUACAUCUGUGUAUUGUGGGAUUCCAUCUUUAGGCCAAAGCAGUGCCAGGAGGAUGGCAAGAUUUUCACCGAGUGAUCAGGAAAAGAGUGAACCUUAUUCUUUUGAGGGCGACAGCUUGCUCUCUCAUUCCGGUGAGACCUCAAAUUUGAAAGAAAGCAAGAGGAAGAAAAUUGUUGACUGGAUUUUGGAGAUCCCAUAUGUUUCUGUGUGGAAAGUGUACUUGCAGCAAGAAGUUGUCCUCCCUGGAAUAGCUCUGGCUUUGCUAUUUUUCACUGUGCUCAGUUUUGGGACUUUGAUGACUGCUACAUUGGAAUGGGAAGGCAUACCAGCAUAUGCUAUUGGAAUAGCACGAGGAGUCAGUGCUGUGAUAGGAAUAGCUGCAACAGUUUUGUAUCCAGUUUUACAAUCUCAUAUAUCCACAAUUAGAACUGGACUUUGGUCUAUCUGGUCUCAGUGGACUUGCCUGCUAUCAUGUGUUGCUUCAAUUUGGAUUCAAAAUGGCGUCCUAGCAGCAUAUGUGCUAAUGGGAGGAGUGGCUGUAUCUAGGCUCGGCUUGUGGAUGUUUGACUUAUCCGUACUUCAGCAAAUGCAGGACCUUGUUCCUGAGUCCGAUAGGUUGGUUGUUGGAGGCGUUCAGAGCUCACUUCAGUCUUCAAUGGAUUUAUUGGCAUAUAUUAUGGGAAUUGUAAUAUCCAAUCCACAGGACUUCUGGAAGUUGAUCGUAUUAUCGUUUCUGGCAGUUACAGUAGCUGCUUUCCUCUACUGCAUCCACGUGUACCGUGUGCGUAAACACUUAUUUCACUUUGAAAAAUUUCUGGGUUUUAAAUAUUCUGUAAACGCAGCUUAAGUUUUGGGAAGAGGCAUGUAUGAUAUCUACUGGUCGAAGGUAACAAUGCCCUGACGCCACUUUUGUGCUGUAAAUAACAUCUCUGUUCACUGAAGCAUAGUUGAAG